Messenger RNA from Stegastes partitus (bicolor damselfish), 2007 nucleotides. The record is from RefSeq and is a predicted model, not a curated record. NCBI's taxonomy places the organism in Eukaryota, Metazoa, Chordata, Actinopteri, Pomacentridae.
AUGAAGUUUGGCGAGAAGAAAGCAGCAUUAAUGAUCAUCACCGAAAGCAUUGAGAUGGAGCUUUUUUCUUCAGAACAGGGCUGUGAGGUGAUAACAACGCAGGAGAAGGAGGAAGAACACAGCUUUCACCAAAGAUACCUGGAGCAUCCUCUAGUCCCAGACUGUGAAGAGGAUCCAGAACCACAGGUCCAAACCCAACCCAGGGAACAGGCUAAACCCAAAGCAAGGCCACCUGUCAAGGAAGAGGGCACUCAGCACCGCCCCCCUGUCGUCAUCAUCACACAGCCGACAGAGAUAGAGAUGGAGGUGUUUCCUCCCAACAAGGUGUCAAAUGAUGCCUCCAUCAUGACUCUGCAGUCCCAUAACAAAGCCGGUCGUCUCAAAUGGAAGAGACGGAUUCCGCAGGAGAAAGAACUGGUGGUUAAAGAUGUGGUCUGUCUACCCAGAGGAUACAACAUGUCUGAGCUGGCGAGACCAAUCAUUCCACAAAGUAAAGCGCGAGCAGCCCUGGUGGCAAUGGGAAUGAUCGCUCGCAUCACCAUUGACCGUAGCUGGUCAGCCAAUCAGAUGGCGAGUCGCUUGGUGAUGCUCUUCUGGAGGCGAUUUGGCUCCAGGGUGCUAUUCGUCCCUGACACCCCAGCAGAGGACUGGACUGGGGAGCAGGUACUGAGAAUCUCUGGACAUGAUGUUUUGUACAUCCUCAGUCACCACGACUAUCCACAGGCAGAAUGUAAGAGCUCAAGAAGCAAGACAGACUUGGUGAAGAGGAAAGAGUUUUGUCUGAAGGUCGGCACAGAAAGCUGCCAGGACGAAGCCAAUCAGCCUUGUGUCAGCAGGGCCCCAAAGGAGGACAUGCUUGACGUAGACACCAUCCUGAAACUGUUCCGACAGAAGAACAUGCAUCAGGAUGUACAAACUCGCAUCGAGGUGAGGAGGAGGGAUGUGCUCCACGAUGCUCUGAAAGUGGUGAGGCAGCCAGACUUCUGCUUCAGGACGACACCGGUCAUCUCCUUCAGAGGAGAGGAGGCCAAUAGCCGAGAGGAACAUCUCAAUGAGUUCUUCAGGAUGGCUCUGGUAGAGUUGGAGCAAAGUUGCGUGUUUGAGGGUCGUCCAGGUCGCCUGUUCUUCACCUGUAACCUCAAAGCUCUACAGAACCAGAAGUAUUAUGAAGCGGGAGUUCUGAUUGGCUGGUCAUUGGCUCUGGGUGGACCUGGACCUUGUUGUCUACACCCUGUACUAUACCAGCUGAUGUGCUGCCAGAGUCCAUCUUUGGAGGAUUUCAGCUGGAAGGACAUUGUGGAUGCUGAAGCACAGAGCCGACUGCAAGAGCUUCAGAAUUGUACUGAUGUGAAGCUUCUGUCUCCCAGUCUGUGUGACUGGGUGUCACGCUAUGGGAUCCCAGAAAUCUGUUCAGCACACUCUGAUGAAAUACCGGUAAUCUGCAGCCGCUUAGUGAAACACUACAUGUACCACAGGGUGUCCAGUAUGAUCUUCCAGUUCACCGAGGGGCUGAACAGCUGCGGUGGAUUGUGGGAUAUGGUGCAGUCCCACUGGGAGGCGUUUGUGCCAGUGAUGACGAGUACAAAUCAGCAGCGUCUGACCCUGGGAGAGUUCAAACAGCUCUUCACCUUCUGCUACAGCCACCCAGACUCUGAUCUGAGGGCAGCUGAGGAGGCCACAGCAGCACACUGGGAAGCAGCCCUCACCCUGGUCAGCGAUGGUCAGGCAGAGUUUUCGUGUGAAGAGCUCCUCUCCUUCAUCACAGGAACAGAUCACCUGCCUCCUCCUGGGCUACCUACACUCAUCUCCCUUCGUUUUUACUCCCAGGAUGUGAGCAUGUCAAACAUUUGUCUUCCCCACACCUUCCCCUCCUCUCUGGAGCUAUUCCUGCCCAGGGGAGUGUCGACGGCUGUGGACCUGUUGGUGCUGCUGAACAGAGCGGUGCACGGACAGAGCUGGGCUUCACACAUUUCCAGACAGAGAGAGGCAAUGACUGCAAAGAAGUGA